CAUGUUUCAAAUUUGUUAUGAAAAAUUUGUAGUACAGUACCUAUUAAAAUAUUCCCCGGUAAAAUUAUAUACAAAAAAAUAAAAGUAAUUAAUAAAUAAAAACAGAAAAUGGAGGAAAAAUAUAAUGCUGAAAAUAUUAUAAAACAGUUCAACUCUGCUAAUGCCAAAAAAAUAGCUCUUGUAGUCGUUUGUGGAUUCAUUAUUUAUCAUGGAAUUUUGCAUAUUAAAUAUGGUUCGGACUCUUGUAAGUGGCUUCUUGCAAAAGGUCGAUACAAAGGUAACAAAGAAUGGCAACCAUAUGGAUGUAUGAUGCAUAAAUAUUCUCAAAUGGAUACUAGAAAAUGCUUUAGAUAUUUGGCAUUUUAUGGUAACAAAAAUCAUUUCAUAUUUAUUGGUGAUAUUCGAAUGAAAAUGCUAUUUCAAUCCUUCAUAAAUCAUCUUCAUCCUCAUGAGGAUAAUGAAAAUAAUUCAGUUUUAAUGUCACAGACCAAAGAAAAUAGUGAUUUUAUUGAUUACAAAUUAAAAUUACGAGCUGUGUAUAUAUACGCGGAUCAUGUUAGUAAAGAAUUAAUUGGAGAACUAGAAAAGUUUCAAAAAGAUUCAGAGCCAUCUUUUGGGUCGGGGUCAACCUUUAUAAUAGGAUUUACAAAUUCCGCGUUUUUAAGUGGAAAUGUUACUGAAAAAACUUUAAUUGACUACUCAACUAACUUAGAACAAUUAAUAGAAACAUUUAAAAUUAUAGCUAUGAAAAAGUCGAAAAUUUUGUGGAAAUUACAAGAUCAUGUUUUAGAGGAAAAACUUCCGGAUGAAUGGAAAAACGUAGUUAAUGAGGAUAUCGAUAAAUUUAAUAAAGUAGCUAAAAGUGUUUUUAAAUAUUCAGAAGCUAAGAUUUGGGAAUCGUCUUUUCAAAUUUCAAAUGGGUUAUUGGAUAAAGUUAUUGAUGGUUACAAAUUAGAUGAUCUGGCAUUGCAACAUGAUGUUCAAAUUAUUUUAAACAUGUACUGUAACGAUUACAUGAAUUACAAUGAUGGUUCAUGCUGUAGUAGUCCAGAACCUUAUACGGUGCUUCAAAUAGUUUCAUAUUCAGUCUUUGGAGUAUGUAUUGUAUUGGUUUUAGGAAUGUUAUUAAGACGAUGGAUAUUAACCAUCAGGGGAAUUACAUUCUAUGUCCCUCUAAAUCAAGCAGCAGGUGAUGGUGUAACACCUAUUUCAGGAACCACUGAUUAUUCUACAGCAUUGUUUGCGAUGGCGAAUCUUGGAAUUAUUCUGGCUUAUUUUUAUUUAUGUGAUCGUACCAAUUUUUUUAUGAAGGAAAAUAAGUAUUAUUCAGAAUUUAGCUUUUGGAUACCAGUAGGUUACGUUUUUGCUUUAGGUUUAUUUUUCACUGAGGAUAGUCGUUUUACAAAAGUUUUAAACCGUGAUCAAACCGAUGAGCUGAGAGGUUGGAUGUUACUUGUAAUACUUAUAUAUUAUAUGACAGGAGCCGACAGAGUUUUAUCAAUUCAUAUGCAUAUUAAAGUACUUAUAAGCGCUUAUAUAUUUUUGGCAGGUUACAGCCAUUUUACUUAUAUGUGGCAGACAGGAAAUUUCGGUAUUGUAAGAUUUUUUCAAGUAAUGUUUAGAUUAAAUUUUAUAACUGUAAUUUUAUGCUUUUGUAUGAAUAGACCCUAUCAAUUUUAUUAUUUCGUGCCACUUCUAUCAUUUUGGACAUUUUUAGUUUAUUUUGUUCUUUGUUUACCACCUCAUAUAACUGCACAAAGUGUUGAAUCAAAUAGUUAUCAUUAUUUAUACUUAGUUUUAAAGUUUGUUUGUUUCUUAAGUAUAUCUACAAUACUUUAUAUGUCUGAAGUAUUUUUUGAAAAAAUCUUCGUUACGAGACCAUUUAAAGCUAUAUUUGUUAAUUUUGAUGAUGACAUACAUGAAUGGUGGUAUCAAUUUAAGUUGGAUCGAUACACAAUUGUAUUUGGUAUGAUAUUUGCAUCAAUCAUACAUAUUGCUCAAAAAAACAAUCUUUUUGAUGAUAAUAAUCAUGGAAAUCUUUUUUCUCGUCGAAUUUCAUUAACAGUAACCUUAGCUGCUAUAAUAGGUGUAGGAUUUUAUACAUCAUUUAGUUUUCUUUGUAAAAGUCAACAAAAUUGUGAAGAAAUACAUUCAUAUAUAGUUUUUAUACCAAUUUUGGGUUAUAUAAUUUUAAGAAGUAUUUCUGGUAUAUUACGGACACGUUAUUCAACAUUUUUCGCAUGGUUUGGCAAAAUUUGGUUAGAAUUAUUUAUUUGCCAAUAUCAUAUAUGGUUAGCAGCUGAUCGUCACGGUGUUCUUGUGCUAUUGCCAGGUUUCCCAACGUUGAAUAUGAUUAUUACAAGCUUUAUAUUUGUUUGUGCUUCACAUGAAGUUCAUCGACUUACCCAAAUAUUAUUACCAAUAAUGGUGCCAAAUGACUGGAAAUUAGCUUUAAGAAAUUUUGUAUUUUUCUUACUUAUGCUAGUACCAAUUGGUCGUUAUGACGGAAUGUUUUAAUUUUGAAAACAGUACAAUUUAUUAAAAUUAAUUUGUUAGUUUGUUCUUUAAUAAUAUUUUACAAUUAGAAACAGAAUUUCUGUAAAUAUUUUCAAUUCUUAUUUAUUAUAAGACUUGUUGAAAAUGUUAAGUAUUUUUAAUUGAACUAGUUUAAUAAUUUUUCGGAAGUUUCAGUAUUAUUUAGUUGUUUAAGUAUGAUGAAUGUAUAAAGCUCAGUAUGUAAAUGGAAUAGAAUAUUUUUCAUAAUAGCGCUGUUUAAAAUUUGAAUCAUUUUAGUAUAGGAAAUAUGUAGAUUUAGUAGUUUUUUUAAUUAGUUUAUUUUUCGCAUUGAUGCAGAGAAGAAAAUAUUUGUAA
This is a messenger RNA of Condylostylus longicornis, 2871 nucleotides long. Its product is annotated as N-acetylneuraminate 9-O-acetyltransferase. The record is from RefSeq and is a predicted model, not a curated record. The transcript is spliced from 5 exons. Bases 109 to 2517 code for a protein of 802 amino acids. Lineage: Eukaryota; Metazoa; Arthropoda; Insecta; Diptera; Dolichopodidae.